AUGGACAUAUCCAACCCGCGGAGGGCUCUUGCGCUCUCGCUCUCGUCGCAGGCUCAUCACCUGUCUCGCGUCAUCAAGGACCUCACGGGCGAUGCGCCCUCGCCUGUCACAGACUCGCUAGCAGGCGUGACCCAUGAUCUUGUACUCUCAACGCCGUACUACAAGACCACGCUGCCCAUAUGGCUCGACACACCAACAGCACCGGCAGACUGGUCCGCCUCAUUUCUAUCAGACGAGGCGAGAGAGGUUCUGGAUGUCUUGGGCGGCGUCAUUGUCGUCUUUUCACUGCAUGAGGACAAGCAAGAAACAAGAAGUCUGCUUCACGAAGUGGGCAAAGUGGUCAAGGAGGGCCUCGGGGGGUGGGAAUGGGAUGGUGUAGGUGUCGCCGUUGGUAUUGGCAACGGUGACGCCGAUGCAUGGGACGAACUAUGCGCUGCGGGCGGCCUGGAAUUCGUGCAGCUGACAGGCAACGACCAGGGCCGCAAUGAGUUUGGAGAGAAAAUGGGCAUUGCGCGUGUCAAGGAAGCUCUCGAAGCGAACGAUUGGGCAUCGUUAGACGACCAUGACGCGCCGGCGGACUUUGGCGAGUUUGAGGAUCCAGACGAGAAUGGUGAUCAGAAAGACUUGGACCCCGAGAGCAUGGGCUUCGGGUUCGAUCGUGCCGACUUUGAGGGCCUCCGCAAGUCAAUAUGGACUUCGGGGCAAGUACAGGACGAAGAGACACAGCCAGUCGGUGGAUUGCGCGAGGGUGCGCAAGCUGCCGACGCCGCCAGCAUCCCCGUCUCCAGUCGCGCCGAGCCUCCGACAACAGAGAACAACCAGCAGGGGUCUGGCUUGGUGGACGAGGAUCUUGAAAAGGUCGAGAAGAUGAUGCGCAAGCUGCAGGCUGCUCGCGAAGCAGGCGAAGGGAUGAGCGAAGCGCAGAGGAAGAGGAUGGCGGCACGGGCUGUGGAAGAGGUAAUGCGGGAGAUGUGA
Emericellopsis cladophorae is the source of this 975-nucleotide messenger RNA. RefSeq lists its product as uncharacterized. Lineage: Eukaryota; Fungi; Ascomycota; Sordariomycetes; Hypocreales; Bionectriaceae. Gene Ontology annotation, molecular function: protein-macromolecule adaptor activity. The transcript has 3 exons. Bases 1 to 975 code for a protein of 324 amino acids. Gene Ontology annotation, biological process: vesicle-mediated transport. The record is from RefSeq and is a predicted model, not a curated record.